AUGCUCCUCGUCCCACUGCCAGCCUGGCUGGCCCUGGGCAUCCUGCAGCUGCCCUUUCGGCAGUCCCAGGAGUGCCUGAGCCAGCCACAGGCACUGGCGGCAGUGCGGCAGAUGCAGAAGCUGCUGGCAGCGCAGGAGGCUGCGCACACGCGGGGCACACGUGGGCUCCGGCAUCAGCUCUCCCUCCUUCAGAGCCGCCUCCAGAGACAGAACUCCAAACACAACGAGACCUGUCCGCAGCUGGCGGUGCCCACGAACGGAAGGAUGCUGGGCCGGAACCUCAGGGUGGGCCACGAUGUUCACUUCAUCUGCGACGCCGGGUUUCGGCUGGUGGGCUCGGAGACCCGCGCCUGCCGGCACAACCGCACCUGGAGCGGCACCCAACCCUUCUGCAGAAGUAUCGAUGACUGCUCCAGCAACCCCUGUGCCAACAGCGGGACUUGUGUGGAUGGCAACCAGAGCUACACAUGCCUUUGCCCCAGGGGCUGGUCAGGCCCCAGCUGCCAAAGCCCCAUCUAUGCCUACUGGGUGACUCUGAGCAAUGCCUCCUUCAGCCGCCAGCCCCGCUGUGCCGAGGGACGCCCGGGCGCCCGGCGCUGCAGCUGCGAUCCCGGCUUCCAGAUGCGAGCCGGCGGGGUGUGCCACGAUGUGGAUGAGUGCCAGCUCUUCCAGUCCAGCCCCGAGACCCGGCUUUGUCUCCAUGACUGCCUCAACCUCCCCGGCUCCUACCGCUGCCUCUGCCCCCCUGGCUACCUGCACCACGCCGACCGCAACACCUGUGAGGAUGUGAACGAGUGUGCCGGGAAGCAGCACAACUGCACCCAGGGUGAUGUCUGCAUCAACACCUUCGGAGGCCACCGCUGUGUGCACCCCAAGUGCCCCCCACCACGCCACAACACCAGCUAUGUCAAGACCUCCACCUUCCAGUGCGAGAGGAACCCCUGCCCCAUGGAGAGCCGAGCCUGCCGCCUGGCUGCCACCUCCAUCUCCUUCCACUACCUGCCCCUCCAGGCCAACCGUACCGUGCCCCACGUCCUCUUCAGGAUGUCCACCACCCGUUUCCUGGGGGACAGCCUGCGUUUCUCCAUCAUGGGCACCCGGGGCCAGGGGGUCCUCACCGUGCGGCGCUCUGACCGGCAGACGGGAGAGCUGCUGCUCACCAGCCCCGUGGCAGGGCCAGCCACGCUGGAGGUGGAGCUGGAGAUGAGUGAGUUCUCCCACAAGGUCCUCCUGGGCAAGCACAUCUUCAAGGUCACUGUCUUUGUGUCCCCAUAUGAGUUUUGA
Messenger RNA from Calypte anna (Anna's hummingbird), 1284 nucleotides. Its product is annotated as fibulin-7. Bases 1 to 1284 code for a protein of 427 amino acids. The record is from RefSeq and is a predicted model, not a curated record. The transcript is spliced from 8 exons. Gene Ontology annotation, molecular function: calcium ion binding. Lineage: Eukaryota; Metazoa; Chordata; Aves; Apodiformes; Trochilidae.